Ruditapes philippinarum (Manila clam) is the source of this 1999-nucleotide messenger RNA. Its product is annotated as capping protein inhibiting regulator of actin dynamics-like. The transcript is spliced from 6 exons. Lineage: Eukaryota; Metazoa; Mollusca; Bivalvia; Venerida; Veneridae. The record is from RefSeq and is a predicted model, not a curated record. The coding region runs from base 179 to 649 and encodes 156 amino acids.
AUCAAUAUUUUGAAUUGCUAAACAAAUAAAUGAUCCGUAUCUUGUCAAUCAUACCACAUAUUGACUCACUUUAUUUGCCAAGUUUAUAAAAGUCGAAUACAGAUAUACUUCAGUUUUUAAAAAUCUUUAAGGAAUAAUUAAAACAAAAGUAUAUCCACUUCCUUUCUCACACAGAACAAUGCUGCAAAUGAUCACUGGUUACAGUUACUGUAACAAACAACAUAAACAUAGUUCAGACGCAGAGGCGGAACAAUGUAAUAAGGUGGAAAUUGAAAAAAUAAGGAACCAACAUAAACUGGAUGAGGCGAGCUUGGAUAUUAAGAAACAAAAUGACCGUAAUGAAGCAAAGGUUAGAGAGUUGGAGAAAGAGCAGAAAGAUAGAGAAAUGCAAUUGGAAAGGUUAAGACUUGAGCUGAAGCAAACUGAGGAAAAUCGAAGGCGUGAAAAGGACGAAGCGAAGAUUGAACUUGAAACAUUGCAACAGAAAUUGAAGCAUGAAGAAAGAAUGCGGAAAUUAGAAUUAGAAGAGAAAAUAAGUGCAGAGUUAGCACUCGAAAAACUUCGAGAGAAAACGGAGCACGAAGAGAAAAUGCGGAGGAUGGAUUUAGAAGAGAAGAAAAUACACUCAAAAGCUUGCGCUGUCCUUUAGCAACGACAGAGAUCAUGACAACUGUCAAUGCAUAAUUUAUGCAAUUUAAAAAGGUGUUGAAAAAUAUAUUCUUUUUAACUGAAUUUAUAUAAAUGUACAUGUUAGAUUUGUCCGACAAUUUUACAUUAUUAUUAAGUAUUUCAAACAUUUUAUCUUGCUUAGUGCAUAGUUUCACUGUUAAGCCUUCUUCGGAACAGCGUCCGUUAGUGACGUUCGUUUCUAAAAAAAAUCGUGCCCUUUACUUAAUUACAUGUAGAGAGCGGGCCGAUAGCUAAGAGGUAUACUAACUGUUUAUGUAUUUUAUGGAAGACGAAUUUUAUUUUCCACCUGAAAUCUUCUGAUUUGAUAAUUGUAUGAACGAGUUUUCUAAAAAUAACCUUUUACCUUUAGAAAAGUUGAAGGCCUCUUUACAUAUUUAGUGUUAACUAACGUAUAUAAAAUUGUAUAUGCCUACUUGAAAUUUAUUACAAUUACAAAGAACAAUAAUAAUAAUAAUGAUGCUUAUGAUUAGAGGUACAAUUAUAAUAUUUCUAUCAGGGAUAACGUGCAUUUCGUAUUUGGCUCGACUUCCGUCCUAUAUUUAGAUCAAGUUGAUCAUUUGAAAUAUUAUUUGUCCGCGAGAAACAAAAUAUAAUAUUCUUCUUCAUCAACACAUAAAUUCUCAUUUUUUUUUAUUUUAAAGGUCCAUUGUGCAAAGAAAUUUUAUUAUAUUUAUUUCUAAUUUUUUUUUCUAUUUUUGGUAUUUUGUUACAGAUUCCAAAACAUGCUCAUUUGCCGUUUAGAUAAACUAUCUUUCCUCCAUUUGCUUUGUUUCCAAUUUGUAUAAUUUAAGUGAAUUAGUAUUUUGUAUGGAAGUCAAAAUACUACUUAGUUUACAUUUUGCUACCUUUACCUCAUGUAUAUUCAGCGCUACUUUAUAUAGCUGUUUAACAUCUGACAUAGUCUAAAUCUAUUAUUGAAACAUUAUUCAACACAUAUUUGACAUAUUAAAAAAAUUUAAUAAAUAUGAUUUCUGAGGCAUAAUGUGUCUUUAAGACACUUUUUCUGCUAAAUCCACAACAAGUUGUACGCUUCUGACUAAUAACUACUCAAAUGAAAUACAUGCAAUUUACGGAGCGCACAAAAAAUGAACAAUUCAAAUUUAAUGACUUUGGAUAGAACAUACAGGGAAUUCCAUAUUUAUAGAGUGUUCCAGAACAACGGUGUGUUAUUUUUAAAUAUCCUACUCUCUAUCCUCGUUUAUAUUAUACAUGUAACUUCUUUUUUAAGUUAUCUCUUUUCUUUUGUUUAUAUACCAUGAUACGUCUUAUUGUAUACCCCUGUGUCAUUGACUUUGUGAUUUUAAUAAAA